Messenger RNA from Orbicella faveolata, 2764 nucleotides. RefSeq names its product QRFP-like peptide receptor. Lineage: Eukaryota; Metazoa; Cnidaria; Anthozoa; Scleractinia; Merulinidae. Gene Ontology annotation, biological process: G protein-coupled receptor signaling pathway. The record is from RefSeq and is a predicted model, not a curated record. Gene Ontology annotation, cellular component: membrane. Gene Ontology annotation, molecular function: G protein-coupled receptor activity.
UUUUAUUCAUGAUGAAGCAGAUGCAUAACAAAGGAUAUAUAAAAUAGUUUCUGAGUGUAUUUCUCAGGUGAACGAGUUUCUUUGCCUUUUCUCCUCUCGUGCGCACCCGAACGCUUUGCCAGUUGACAAACAUCACCGACAAGUCCGCAUUUCUCGUCUUCCAAAAUCUCCAACGUUUUUUGGUAAAAUUCAAAAUAAUUUGGUAAAUUGGCGGUGCACUGAAGAAACAUCGAACUAGAUAGCCUUAUUUUCAAAGUAAAUUUCUUAUCUUUUUACAAAUUUCUAUAGUCUGAUCAUAUCGCAAUCAAUUGCGCGUGCGACAUUGGCUAAACGGCGUCUUCUAUAAAUAGAAACAAUGUGUUUAAUUAUUUUAUACCGCUUCCCUACAACAAUAGAAACAAAAGUUUUUGGCUCAGCUUUUUUUCUUUUAAUUGUGCCUGUCGUAUACUGAAUUAGUAUACAAACAGAUCCCUCACCGUUUUUUAUUCCUUCAACAUGAGAUUUCUAAUUACAUAUGUCGGAAGGAUGAUGAAUUAUAUCUAUGAUAAAACGUGUCAAUGAAGUCAAUUGAAGAUUUUCAUUUAAAUAAAUGAACUGUUGUGCUUUACACAAAGAAGUUCCUAUUUUCUCAUUCAACUUUGUAAACGGAAGGAAUCCUGUCGCGGAUUGCUUUCUUUUGUUAACGAUAAAGGAUGGAAAAUUAAUUGCAUGGGUUUUAACAUAUAUCCUUGAACCAACAUUUCUGGUUAAAUUGUUGUGAAGUUUAUCUUCGUUUAAGGAAGUGCCACUAGCGCUCCGGUUGAAAAGCAUAGUAGCAGAUCGAUCAUGUCAUUGAGAAACAACACCAUGUUUCAAGUAACCGCCAACGAAACUACACUGGGCCAACAAAACAGGGAGUGUAUCUUUACCAGUGAUUCGACUGUAGAGAAAAUUUCCAAACUUUGGGCGUAUUGUGUUAUUUUGCUGGGCAGCUUUUUCGGGAACGCGUUUAUAAUCGCCAUCGUCUACAAGCACCGAGAUUUACACAAAACAAUUAACUAUUUCAUCGUGAACAUGGCUGUGUCGGAUUUGAUUUUUCCGCUCUUAGUAUUGCCAGUUCAAAUAAGAAGAAUGCAAGCCGACUCACAGGAUUGGCCAAUCAACGGUAUCUUUGGGUUGAUGUUUUGCAAGUUGUGCUAUUUCGCAAGUCUAGUGUCCAUGCAUGUUUCUGCUCAAAGUUUGGUGUGGAUUGCAAUUGAUAGAUUUGUCGCCGUGGUUUUCCCAUUAAAACUUGGCCUUAUUUCGAAAAAGAUUCGCACAAUAGCUAUUGUUUCAAUGUGGAUUUUUGCAGGCUUUCUCCACUCUCCAUCGCUAAUAGUUGUGGAACUUGUGGUAACUGCCAGUGGUACGGUUUGUAAGGAAGUGGACUCAGAAUCAGUUUUCUCUGACCAAGAGGCCAUAACAACAUAUUUGUGGCUUCAGUUUACUUUCUUGUAUAUAGGACCCUUAUUUUCAAUAACCAUUUUGUACACUGCGAUAGCAAUUGCUUUAAAAAAGCGGAACAAAGCCCUCGCGAACACCGAACCAAAUGUAAAACGAAGUCAGUCUAUGAGGAACCGAAGACAAGCUAUGCUAAUGGCGGUUGUUAUCAUGGUGUUGUAUUACAUUUGUGUUACACCCCACACUUUACUUCAUUUCGUACCCUUCUGGAGACCUUCUUGUGCCUUUCUACGAGUACUAAUUUUCAUGGCAAGUUUCUCGAUUUACUCAUCUUCUAUUGUCAAUCCAACAAUUUGUCUGACAUUUGUUAAAAGCUAUCGUCGUGGAUUGAGAAACAUUUUAUGUCCCUGCAGCAGAUUGCCGAAAGAAAAGAUGACGAAACCGCGCGGGCAGAUAACUCUAAAAAAGAUUAAAAAUCUAACUAAAGAAAGCCGUCCUCGACAUUCCAAGGACUCAGAAAGUGACAAAGAAAUAUUGGACACUGCUUUGUAGAGAUAAAUAUAAUUAAGCACUUUCCGAAAAAUGUAAAUGGGAAAGGAAGAGAAAAUGGAACUGAAAUUCGCGGUAAGAAUAUUCAAAGCGAACUAAAAAAACAUAUACUCGCCAGUUUGUUUUCAGAGUAGCGCCGUUCUACAUCAUUUCAUUGACAUUACAGCGGACUUUAGAACAAAGAAAACGAAGUUUGGAGAGGUGAUUAUACCACAAUAAAACCAAUUUCAAACCGGGAUUUUAAGUCGAAUAAGAAGCGUUCGUGUACUUGCUUAUUCACUGCCUAGUCUUUCAUUUACUAUCUUCAAUUGUGCACUGGAUUUUAAUUAUUUUCAUGCGUUCUUAUUUCCGAUCCGUUAUUUCUCAUCACAACAGUUUACAGCAGGAUAAAAAAAUAUAUAUAUUAUGAAAUUCGUCUUUAGCGGGUAUGUUGUUUACAUUAUUCAACAGACCGAAAGAACCUUAUGCAGCUAAGAUCCACUACUCAAUAGCACAUUACUGUUAUAUGUUUGCUCUAUGCCAAAAGGGAAUACUUUUUCAAUCUAUUGAGUUGGUCUUAAUUACUUUUUGCGAUGUGAAAUUUCUUUCUCUGUAUCAGGUCAAGGAAAUUAUUUCCUUGUUUGUAAAAGGUAGGCUGAUAAAUAAUACACGGCUUCGAUUAGCAAUAUAGGAAUAAGAUAUUUUGACUUGAAAUUCAGGCUAGUGAGAAUCGAGAACAAAAUACUGUUGUGAUUGGCUGACGAAAAUGGACUUUAAUGUGAAGUAUAUAUAAAAUAAUUCAUAUUUGAACUGCGGU